Molecule: messenger RNA, 1020 nt
Organism: Fukomys damarensis (Damara mole-rat)
Lineage: Eukaryota; Metazoa; Chordata; Mammalia; Rodentia; Bathyergidae
Product: putative olfactory receptor 14L1
Exons: 2
Coding region: 1-1020 (339 amino acids)
Biological process (GO): G protein-coupled receptor signaling pathway
Cellular component (GO): membrane
Molecular function (GO): olfactory receptor activity; G protein-coupled receptor activity
Source: RefSeq, a predicted model, not a curated record
AUGAAGGAUCUGUGCCACCGAGCUGAGGAAUCCACAUUAGAGCCAGGAAGUGCUGAUCAUGAGAAGUGGCAGGGUAAGAAGUUAGAUGAAAUGAGGAACUUCACAGCAUUCUUGCUGAUGGGAUUCUCUGAUGACCCCUUGCUCCAGAAGGUGUACGCCAUGGUCUUCUCCCUGGUUUACCUGGCAGCACUGACAGGGAACCUCCUCAUCAUUGCACUCACAACCGCUGACCAGCAUCUCCAAUCUCCCUUGUACUUCUUCCUGAAAAAUUUGUCCUUCAUUGAUACCUGCUACAUCUCAGUCACUGUCCCUAAAUCCAUCAUGAACUCUUUGACCAACAUCUAUUCCAUCUCCUUCCUGGGCUGUGCAAUGCAGGUUUUCUUUCUUUUUUUCCUUUGUGGCACAGAAUAUGCACUCCUUCUAGUGAUGUCCUAUGACCGCUAUGCUGCCAUCUGCCACCCGCUGCACUAUGAGGUUCUCAUGAACAGGGGCUCCUGUGUGCAGAUGGUGAUGGCCUCCUGGCUUGGGGGAUGCAUCUAUGGAGCCCUGCACACAGCAGGCACUUUCUCUGUCAGUUUCUGUGAGACCAACAAGGUGAGUCAGUUCUUCUGUGAGGUCCCAUCACUUCUCAAACUUGCCUGUUCUGGAGAGACUGUGCUUGAGAAUGGGUUGAUCAUUGCUAGCUCUGUGGUUGUUUUAGUGUGUUUUAUUGCAAUGCUUGUGUCUUAUGUUCACAUUUUUUCUACUGUACUGAAAAUCCUAUCUUCAAAGGGCAGAGUGAAAUCUCUUUCCACCUGCCUGCCUCACAUUGCUGUGGUGACCUUGUUCCUCUUUUCUGGGUUUCUCACAUAUGUAGCUGAAAAUUUUGUAACUUCGUCUUUGCUGAAAUCAUUGACAUCACUGCUCUAUACGGUGCUACCCCCCACGGUGAACCCUGUUAUCUACAGCCUGAGAAAUCAGGAGCUGCAGGCUGCCUUGAGGAAUAUGAUAGCUGGGAAAUGUCUAGGAUUUUCCUUUUAA